Messenger RNA from Silurus meridionalis, 1471 nucleotides. It is a transcript of the gene actr6, whose product is annotated as actin related protein 6. Gene Ontology annotation, cellular component: Swr1 complex. The record is from RefSeq and is a predicted model, not a curated record. The coding region runs from base 150 to 1340 and encodes 396 amino acids. Gene Ontology annotation, molecular function: nucleosome binding. Lineage: Eukaryota; Metazoa; Chordata; Actinopteri; Siluriformes; Siluridae. The transcript has 11 exons.
UCACCGACAAGCACGUACAGAGAGAAGAAGAACUGAAACUGAACCACAAGACCAACAGUAAAAAAAUUAAAUGGAUACAACGCAAAUAUGUUAUAGCUAAAGUGUUGUUUCUGCAAGAUCUAUUACCUUUUAGGGUGCGACUGGUAGCCAUGAGAACCCUCGUUCUGGACAAUGGUGCUUACACGGCUAAGAUUGGAUACAGCCAUGAGAAAGUCAGUGUUAUUCCAAACUGCCAGUUCCGCUCCAAGUCUCUGAGGCUAAAAACUUUCACUGCAAAUCAGCUUGAUGAAAUUAAAGACCCGUCUGGACUCUUUUAUAUUCUUCCAUUUCAAAAGGGUUAUCUUGUGAACUGGGAUGUGCAACGGAAAGUGUGGGAUCAGCUUUUUGGAAAAGAAAUGUUCAAGGUGGACUUUGCUGAUACCAACAUUAUUAUAACCGAGCCCUACUUCAACUUCUCCUCAAUUCAAGAAUCCAUGAAUGAAAUUUUGUUUGAGGAGUACCAGUUUCAAGCAGCUCUCCGAAUAAACGCUGGAUCUUUGAGUGCACACAGACACUUCAGUGAGUACAAUAUGGAGUUGUGUUGCAUCGUGGUGGAUAGUGGCUUCUCCUUCACACACAUUGUCCCUUACUGCAGAGGAAGGAAGAUGCAAGAUGGCAUUUGCAGAAUAAAUGUAGGUGGAAAACUUCUCACCAACCACUUAAAAGAGAUCAUUUCAUACAGGCAACUACAUGUAAUGGAUGAGACUUACGUGAUCAAUCAAGUGAAGGAGGAUGUGUGCUAUGUCUCUCAGGAUUUUUACAAAGACAUGCAGAUUGCUCAGUUGAAAGGGGAGGAAAAUCUGGUAAUGAGAGACUACGUACUACCUGACUUUAGUGCCAUCAAAAAGGGCUUCUGUAAGCCUCGAGAGGAGAUGAAUUUCACUGGGAAGUAUAAAACUGGAGAGCAGAUACUGCACCUCACAAAUGAAAGAUUUGCUGUCCCAGAAAUGCUUUUCCACCCAUCAGAUAUCGGCAUCCAGGAAAUGGGCAUACCAGAAGCAAUAGUCAACUCCAUCAACAAAAUGCCAGAAGAAAUGCAACCUCACUUCUUCAAGAACAUCAUCCUGACAGGUGGCACCACCUUGUUUCCUGGCUUUAGGGAUCGUGUGUAUAAAGAAGUUCGUGCACUUGCCCCUAGUGUUUUCGAUGUUUCUGUAAUACAGCCACAGAAUCCAAUCUGCUAUCCUUGGGAAGGAGGAAAGCUGUUAGCGGAAAACCCCGACUUUGAAGAAAUGGUGGUAACACGGGAUGAUUAUGAAGAAAAUGGACAUUAUGUAUGUGAGGAGAAGUUUGACAUUUAAGAUGGGAAUUUAAAAUUAUCCACAAUGUGUCUCUUAACAUAGAAUGACAUGGUAUUUGUUUUGGAGUGGAUUUUUUGAAUGUUGUAAUUAUAAUUUUUUUUACACUGUGAAAAUAAACUUUAUAAUUGGAA